Trichogramma pretiosum is the source of this 1227-nucleotide messenger RNA. It is a transcript of the gene Mt2, whose product is annotated as tRNA (cytosine(38)-C(5))-methyltransferase. Bases 151 to 1227 code for a protein of 358 amino acids. Gene Ontology annotation, molecular function: methyltransferase activity. NCBI's taxonomy places the organism in Eukaryota, Metazoa, Arthropoda, Insecta, Hymenoptera, Trichogrammatidae. The transcript has 2 exons. The record is from RefSeq and is a predicted model, not a curated record.
GGCGUGCACACGAUAACGGAGCGUUAUUGAUUUUAAUUUAAAAAUAAUAAAGUGAAAUAUUAAAAAUUAAUUAUAAACAAUCGUUCGGGUGGAAUUUUGAUUUACGUCAACGACAUUUUUUGUCAUUCGUUCGUUCGAUAAGAAUUCAAAAUGAAAGUUUUAGAACUAUUCAGUGGAAUUGGAGGCAUGCAUUAUGCAUUGACAGAAAGUGGAGUAGAUGGAAAAGUUAUUAGAUCAAUAGAUAUUAACACUGUAGCUAAUACAGUUUACAAUCAUAAUUUUCGAAAAACGACAAAUCUUAACAGAAAUAUUCAGUACUUAACUGUAAAACAAAUCAUGGAUUGGGAUAUUGAUUGUAUACUCAUGAGUCCACCUUGCCAACCUUUCUGCAGAGUAGGAUUAAAAAAAGAUUCUUCCGAUAAUAGAUGUGCUCCAUUGCUACAUCUUUUGGAAAUCAUUCCAGAAAUUGCAACUUUGAAGUAUAUUUUAAUUGAGAAUGUAAAGGGUUUCGAAAGCUCUCAAGCUCGAGAAGAAGUUAUAUCUUGUUUAGUUAAAUCAAAUUUCAAUUACAAAGAGCUUAUUCUUAGUCCGUGUCAGUUUGGUAUACCCAAUUCUAGACACAGAUACUAUUGUUUAGCCAAAAGAAAAGAUUUGAACUUUGUAUUUAAAGAUUCUGAAUUGUUAACACAGUUACCGGAGGAAAUUAUGACUAUACUAGCUCAGAAGAAUAAAUUAUCAUUAAAUGGUGAUAAGGAGUUAAAUCCUGUGGCAUUUAAAGAUUGUUAUAAAUUAAAAAAUAUAUUAGAAACAGAAGUUGAUGAUACAUACUUAGUGCCUAAAAGGCACGUAGUUAAAAGAGGUAAAGUUUUUGACAUAAGAAAUCCAGAAUCAACUGGAAGCUGUUGUUUUACAAAGGCAUAUAGUCAUUAUAUGGAAGGAACUGGUUCUGUUUUAUCUCCAUUCACAGAUGAAGAAGUUAAAAACAAAUUCACUGAGGCAUCUAAUGCAGAAUCUGAAGAAAAACAAGUAGAAAUAUUGAAAAGUAUAAGUAUUAGAUUUUUUACACCGAGAGAAGUUGCUAGACUCAUGUGUUUUCCAGAAAAUUUUACUUUUCCUGACAGAACAACACUAAAGCAAAAGUAUAGGUUGUUAGGUAAUUCGAUAAAUGUAUUUGUAGUUAGUCAACUAAUUUAUUUGUUAAACUAUGAAAAUACUUUGGAAAAAUAA